UCUUCUUCACAAAAGCAAAUGUUCUUUAGUCUUUCGUUAACUGUCGUUGCACUCAAACGGACGAAUAGAAUAUUGGCGGAAGCUGUACCAAAAGAGGAAAAUAAGAAAAACACAAAAAAGAAAACAAAUUACUGAACACAGAAAAUAUAAAUUGAAAAUUCGGCAGUCGAAACAAAUAACAAUUUGCUAGUGGGCGAACGUCAAAAAAAAAAAACCAAAGAAAAAAUUGGAAAAAAAAAAUUCAGACAAAAAAAAAUUUCCGCAUAUUUGGCGGAGCAUCAAAUCCCUUGGAUUUAGAUUUGAGUUUUCAAAAUUUUCCUGAAAAAAGGAAAACAACAAAUCAUUUUAGAAAUGUCUUAAAGAAAACAAAGGAGUGGUAAAUAAAACGCGAGUGGUGGAAGAAGACCAGUGAUGUGAUAAAAAACCCGAAAAUUGUAAUCAUUUCUUCUUCAACAUCUCUUCUCCCUCUUCUUCUGUUUCCCUCUUUCUUUCUGUAAUUUAUAUAAUUUCUUUAACAAAAAAUUACAAUUUCGCACGUGUAUUUGUGUUGUUGUUGUUGUCAAUACUUUACAAAGAAUUAAAAUUAAUUUGUUGAAACAUCAGUGGGCCAUUUGCCAAAGAGGAAGAAAUCGAGCAGCUAGCCAGCCACCAAGUGAUUGCAUCAAAUACUCUCACCACUUUCGAUCUCAAAACAGAAGAAAAACAUGGCAUCAUCUAGGGAAAUUGUUUGACGACCACUGAACUGAUUUCAGUUCAUCAAAGCAAAAUUGUGAUAUUUCAAUUGGCGCCCAAUCAAAUCAAUCUUAAAAAUAAUUACUAAAAUCUACAAUAAAUUACCAGACUGGCUGCAAGUAAAACUGGGCCUUCAAACAAAGUGUCUUGAAAACCAUCCAUCGAAACCACAUUUCACUCUCAACCCAUCUCAACGCACAACCAUGGAUUUCGAUCAAAUCUUGGCUAAAUGUGGCGAUUUCAAUCGCUAUCAACUGCUUAUUUUGACUCUUUUUGGAGUCGUCAAUGUCAUUGUAUCAAUGCACUAUUUUACCCAGACUGUGAUAAGUUUUGUACCGGACCAUUGGUGCUAUCAUGAAAAAUUGGAAAAUAAAACGUACGAUGAAAUAGCGGCGAUUUAUGCGAAAUUUCCAAAUCCAUCGUGUACCAAGUUGGCGGAUAUCAAUGGUAUGAACGCGACGGCCAGUACGGAGAAAUGUGAACGAUGGAUAUAUAAAUAUGAUUUCGGAUAUCACAGCAUGAAUACAGAGUUAAACUGGGUCUGUGAGUCAUCGUACAAGGCCCGCAUUGGCCAGUCCCUGUUCUUUAUUGGUUCGGUUGUGGGUACCCUGUUAUAUGGUUUACUUUCGGAUAAAAUUGGUCGCCUGCCUGCCUUGAUUUUAUCCAAUCUCUCGGGUUUCAUUGGGGAUUUUUCCACCAUCUUUACCACCAGUGUUACCACCUUUACAUUAUGCCGUUUUAUUUCGGGCCUGGCAGCUGAUACAAAUUUCUAUCUGAUGUAUAUUAUAGUCCUCGAAUACCUACGUCCCUCCAUGCGCACAUUUGGCCUCAACAUAGCCGUGGGGGUGUUCUAUACCCUGGGCCUGGUAUUCACACCUUGGCUGGCAGUCUUGGCCGGCCAUUGGCAAUACUAUUUGGCCAGCACUUCCAUACCCAUCUUGUCCAUUGUCUUCUAUUAUUUCAUAAUCCAAGAAAGUGCCCAGUGGCUGGUCACCCGCAAUGACAUCGAUGGUGCCAUUAAGAGACUGAAACGUGUUGCCAGAUUUAAUGGUCGUAAAGUUAGUCUAACCGAAUUUGAGGAGUUCCGUAAAUAUUGUGAAAAACAACAUCAGAAACAGGGUGGUGAUGAUCAGAAGCAUUCGAAUUUGAUUGAUAUGUUCCGCACACCGAGAAUGCGGAAACAUACGUUGAUCUUGUUCUUCAAAUCGAUGGUCAUAACCCUGUGCUAUGACGUUGUCUCCCGCAAUGUGGAGGGUAUGGGUAUCUCACCAUUCAUUAUGUUCUCACUGAGUGCUUUGGUCGUCUUGCCGUCCAGUUUAAUGUUGGUCCUGCUGCAAGAUCGUAUCGGUCGUAAGGGUAUGGCUUCGGGAUCCCUUUUGGUUGGUGGAUUUUUCACUGUAGCUGCUGGUAUAGCUAUAGCCUAUCAAAAACAAAAUCACAAUGCCAUAUUACUGGCUUGCCUGACGAUAGCCGCCCGUUUUGGUGUUGCCAUAUCGUAUGAAUCGGGAUCACAAUAUGCCACGGAAUUGAUACCAACAUGUGUGCGAGGUCAAGGUGUGGCAGCGGUACAUGUGGCAGGAUUUGCGGCAUCAUUUUUGGCGCCCUAUAUCUUGUGGUUGGGUACAUUCUUUAAGGCAGCGCCAUCUAUGAUUUUGGGAGUGCUGUUCUUUGCCGGUUCGCUGGUGUGUUUGAUGUUGCCAGAAACCUUGAAUAAAACCUUACCCAAAACCCUGGAGGAGGGUGAGGUAUUUGGCAAGGGUGAGAGCAUGUUCGAUUUCCCCUGUCUGUCGAAAAAUAAAUCCGCCGAAGAUUCAGAUUCGGAAAUGGAGCCAUAUAGCAAGCGCAAAGAGUCCCUGACGGCUGGCCUGGAACAUGGCAAUGGCACAGUGCAUCCCCUGCGCCAGGACCUAAUGGACGAUAAUAGCAACAGCUGUACAUAAGUGUAGAAAUUCAAAACACCCACACCACAAACUUCCAUUUUUCAUUCAUCUCUGAUAAAUUUUGAUAAGAAUAAGUAUUUUUUAUAACCUCUAAAAAACAAACAAACAAGAAAAUUUAAUUCAACUAGGCUCUAGUAUCCUUAAGGACUAUGAACAAAGUAUGCCUUUACUAUAUAUUCGGAAAAAUUACUUAAACAAAAUAAUUCAACAUUUUUUCUACUUAAUAUUAGUCUUAGAAUUCCAAACGUAAUUAAAUACAAAAAUUAUAAAUAAUUACAUUUAAUUAAAUAAUUAAUAUAAAAAUAAUAAAUUAAGUAAUUAAGGACUAAGGUUUGAACCUUGUUUAGGGAUCUAUGCGACACAAAAUGUCAACUUAUCACAAAAAUCAAUUUUUUUAGUUUUAAGAAUAAUACAUUUUGUGUUUAAAAUCUACAGUGGGCUAUGGAUGUGACGAACGAACUGUAAUACAUAAAAAUAGUAAGUUGAAAUAUCAAAUGUGGAGGAAUCUCCAAAAUUGUACGUUUACACAUCGAAAUCUAACCUCCCAUCGAAUUCGCCAUAACCCAGGCCCACUGUAUUAAGUAUUUUUUUUUUUAUUAUUUUUGUACCUAAUUUUUUCAACCACUUUUUGUUGAUAUUUUCUUUAUUUAGUGUAAAUAUAUUUCAAUAUUUUUAUAUAAAAUUUAAACAA
Musca domestica (house fly) is the source of this 3363-nucleotide messenger RNA. RefSeq names its product organic cation transporter protein. Gene Ontology annotation, molecular function: transmembrane transporter activity. Gene Ontology annotation, biological process: transmembrane transport. The record is from RefSeq and is a predicted model, not a curated record. Gene Ontology annotation, cellular component: membrane. NCBI's taxonomy places the organism in Eukaryota, Metazoa, Arthropoda, Insecta, Diptera, Muscidae. Bases 936 to 2672 code for a protein of 578 amino acids. The transcript has 6 exons.